Microtus oregoni (creeping vole) is the source of this 1364-nucleotide messenger RNA. It is a transcript of the gene Atp6v1c1, whose product is annotated as ATPase H+ transporting V1 subunit C1. Gene Ontology annotation, biological process: proton transmembrane transport. Gene Ontology annotation, molecular function: proton-transporting ATPase activity, rotational mechanism. The record is from RefSeq and is a predicted model, not a curated record. Gene Ontology annotation, cellular component: lysosomal membrane; vacuolar proton-transporting V-type ATPase, V1 domain. The coding region runs from base 200 to 1348 and encodes 382 amino acids. The transcript is spliced from 13 exons. NCBI's taxonomy places the organism in Eukaryota, Metazoa, Chordata, Mammalia, Rodentia, Cricetidae.
GCUCGGGCUGGCACGUGACUCGCUCUGGGCGCAGGGGUCGAGGAAGCCGAGAGGCCGGAGCUUAGGUCCGGGAGGGAUGGAGCGCUGAGCGGUUAACGUCUGCCCGGCUUCCCACCUCCGCACCCGCCGCCGCCGCCGCCGCCGCCGCCUCCGAGACACCUUCCCGGCUUCUCCGUUGAUUUCCAAAGAGAUAACCAACAUGACUGAGUUCUGGCUCAUAUCUGCUCCUGGGGAGAAAACCUGUCAGCAAACAUGGGAGAAACUCCACGCAGCAACUACGAAGAACAAUAACCUGGCGGUUUCUUCCAAGUUCAACAUUCCUGACUUGAAGGUUGGCACGUUGGAUGUCUUGGUUGGCUUGUCGGAUGAACUGGCUAAACUGGAUGCAUUUGUAGAAGGAGUGGUCAAGAAAGUGGCUCAGUACAUGGCUGACGUGUUGGAGGACAGUAAAGAUAAAGUUCAGGAGAACUUGCUGGCCAGUGGAGUUGACUUGGUUACUUAUAUAACAAGGUUCCAGUGGGAUAUGGCCAAAUAUCCAAUCAAGCAAUCUCUGAAAAACAUUUCUGAAAUAAUUGCCAAGGGAGUAACUCAGAUUGAUAAUGACCUGAAGUCUCGAGCGUCCGCAUAUAAUAAUCUGAAGGGGAAUCUUCAGAAUUUGGAGCGAAAGAAUGCGGGAAGUUUGCUGACUCGGAGCCUGGCAGAAAUCGUGAAGAAAGAUGACUUUGUUCUUGACUCAGAGUACCUGGUCACGCUACUGGUGGUUGUCCCCAAGCUGAACCACAACGACUGGAUUAAGCAGUAUGAAACACUCGCGGAGAUGGUAGUCCCGAGGUCGAGCAAUGUUCUUUCAGAGGACCAAGACAGUUAUCUAUGUAACGUCACCUUGUUUAGAAAAGCAGUUGAUGAUUUCCGACACAAAGCCAGAGAAAACAAGUUCAUAGUUCGUGACUUCCAGUAUAACGAGGAGGAGAUGAGAGCAGAUAAAGAAGAAAUGAACAGGUUGUCUACAGACAAGAAGAAGCAGUUUGGACCACUUGUGCGGUGGCUUAAAGUGAAUUUCAGUGAGGCGUUUAUUGCGUGGAUUCAUAUAAAAGCACUAAGGGUUUUUGUUGAGUCUGUUUUAAGGUAUGGUUUGCCGGUGAACUUCCAGGCCAUGCUCCUGCAGCCUAACAAGAAAACGGUGAAGAAACUAAGAGAAGUUUUACACGAGCUGUACAAGCACCUCGACAGCAGCGCAGCCGCCAUCAUCGAUGCUCCUAUGGAUAUUCCUGGCCUAAACCUGAGUCAGCAAGAAUACUACCCCUAUGUAUAUUACAAGAUUGAUUGCAACUUGCUGGAAUUCAAGUAAAAAUGAGCUCCUCCUA